Pseudopipra pipra is the source of this 2181-nucleotide messenger RNA. It is a transcript of the gene SLC25A44, whose product is annotated as solute carrier family 25 member 44. The transcript is spliced from 5 exons. Lineage: Eukaryota; Metazoa; Chordata; Aves; Passeriformes; Pipridae. The coding region runs from base 366 to 1307 and encodes 313 amino acids. Gene Ontology annotation, cellular component: mitochondrion. The record is from RefSeq and is a predicted model, not a curated record. Gene Ontology annotation, biological process: branched-chain amino acid transport; branched-chain amino acid catabolic process. Gene Ontology annotation, molecular function: branched-chain amino acid transmembrane transporter activity.
UCCGGCGCGGCCUCAACCCUUGCCCAAGAUGGCGGCGGCGCCCGGGCGCUGACGCCACCGGUGACUUCCGGCCGGAGGGCGGCCAUGGGGCGACGAGGCCGGAGCGGGCCGUGCUGGCGGUCGAGCGGGGGGUCCCGCCCUCUGCCGAAGAGCCUGGAACUGAAAUGACGUCCUGACAACUGGGAGCAUCACAGACCCGGAAUGACUGGGGAGAAGCUGCUUUGGUUGGCAAUCCAUGAUCCUGUGUGUCCGUUGACAGGUGCUGGCACUUCCCAUCUGGUCAGUCAAGGCUGGAGGGCUAGGCCUGGAUCUGCUCUUUACUUUUGAGGGAGAUCUGGACCUCUCCUCCCACACCCCGAGGAGCCAUGGAGGACAAACGCAACAUCCCUAUCAUUGAGUGGGAACACCUGGACAAGAGGAAAUUCUACGUGUUUGGGAUUUGCAUGACUAUGAUGAUCCGGGUGAGCGUUUACCCCUUCACACUCAUCCGGACGCGGCUGCAGGUUCAGAAGGGCAAGAGCCUCUACAACGGGACUUUCGAUGCCUUUGUGAAAAUCCUGCGGACAGAAGGGACGGCCGGGCUCUACCGUGGCUUUUUGGUGAACACCUUCACGCUGAUCUCGGGGCAGUGCUAUGUGACAACAUACGAGCUCACUCGGAAGUACGUAUCGCGCUACAACAACAACAACGCCGUGAAGUCGCUGGUGGCCGGCGGCUCAGCCUCCCUGGUGGCCCAGAGCAUCACAGUGCCCAUCGAUGUUGUCUCCCAGCACCUCAUGAUGCAGAGGAAAGGGGAAAGCAUGGGCAGGUUCAAGGUGCAGAGCCAUGAUGGUAAACGGCUUCUGGUCUUUGGUCAAACCAAGAACAUCAUUGUACAGAUUUUCAAGGCCGAUGGUUUUAGAGGCUUCUACAGAGGCUAUGUGGCCUCGCUGCUCACUUAUAUUCCCAACAGUGCAGUCUGGUGGCCCUUCUACCACUUCUAUGCUGAGCAGCUUUCAAGCUUGACUCCUAAAGACUGUCCCCACCUCCUCCUGCAGGCAAUAUCGGGGCCGCUUGCAGCUGCAACAGCUUCCACACUUACCAACCCCAUGGACGUGGUCAGGGCUCGGGUCCAGGUGGAAGGCAAGAGCUCCAUCAUCCUCACCUUCAAACAGCUCAUUGCAGAGGAAGGUCCCUGGGGGCUGACUAAAGGCCUCUCCGCCCGCAUCAUCUCAGCCACUCCUUCCACCAUCGUCAUUGUAGUGGGGUACGAGACGCUGAAGAAGCUGAGCCUCCGCCCAGAGCUGGUGGACUCGAGGCACUGGUAGAGGCAGCUGGCGGGAGAGAACCUUUGUGAACCCUCUGAGCUCGGACUGUCACGGGGGAGAGCCCAGGAGGAGACGCAGCUGCUGUGCCUUUGUCUCUGGCUGGUGUCGCAGCACAAGGCAGACGCAGGAGCAACUGCACUUCACCUCUUUAGGUUUGAGUGUCAUACAAGUCUCUGCUGCUGGUUUUGCUUAAAACCAUCAAACUGCGACCUUUGGCAAUGCUAUUUGCCUGGGACAGUCCAUUCCAGGUGUGUGUGAACACAUCCUGGCAGGUUAUUAAUUCCUUUUUUUUUUAAUUAAAGACUUACUGGCUGAAGCAAAAAGCCAGUUUAUUGUCUUUAAAUUAUUUUAAUCUUUGCCAAACUUCUGAGGAGGGGAGUCCGACAGCCUGCAGCAGGGUCCUCCAGUGGGAUGGCUCUGGUGGCAGUUAUGCUGUGGAAAGGUGGAAGCAGAGAAUAGACAAAUGACUUCUCCAAUUACCCACAUUUAUUUCAAGAAGGUGUGAGACAAGAGUAACCUGGAACGACUUCAGACCUGAUUUCCUGCGUUUUGAAUAGAUCUGUACAUAUUUGUUUUGUAUGUUCUUGGAAAAUGUUCCCUCUCUCUCAUCCUCCAAACAGCAGGCAGGCCAAAGACGAGUCAGGAGCUCAGCUGACUGUUUGGAAUUAGCUGAUGGCGGUUUUGACACCUAACCUGUGUUUUUAAUCUGUUGAUAUUUAAUUUUUUUUAUUUUAGGGAAGCUUAUUCUGAUUUCUGGGGAACUGAGUGGUUGUCUGUGGCCUUGUUCGAUGUGUCAGUCCUGCAUGUUCAGGGUGGCUGUGGCCACUUCCCACCUUUAGUUAGUUUAAGCACAAAGAAAUGCAGUUUGGAAGUG